AUGAGCUCCCCAGCUCCAAUAGCAACAGCCAAGAGCACCACACGAUGGACGCGGGAGGAAGUCUUCGAGCUCCUGUGUACCCUCAAUCAGCACAUCGCGGAGGUCUCUCCUCGGACAGACCGACCAAAAGAUGACGAAAUGAAAGUCGUCAUAUCUAAAGCAACUUCAUUGCUCAGCAAAUCAGUUAAACUCCAAGGCUCGACAUCGAGGCUAGAGAGGAAGCUUGCUUCCCUUUGGAAGGACUUCGGGAGCGCAGACGGCGACAAGCGGCCUUAUGCGCUCUAUCAGUAUGGGGCUUUCCUACGGACUUUACCAGGCCUUGAAGACCCAGAUAAGGGUUUUCCAGGUAUGCUUAAUGAGAUCGCGGAAGAAGUGAAAAGACGGCAGAUGACAAACGUCCCCAUAUCACCCAAGACGCUCCGGAGAUCUCAGAGAUCAACUGUCCGUGACAAUUCAGUCGAUCCUAUACUUUGUCGAUGUGGCUUCACACAUCACAUUAGCUGCAUCCAUUGCGACGAGUGUUUUUCGUGGCAGCAUACCAUUUGCUACUACAAUACCGAAGUGGACGAAGACCUACCAGAAAAACACAUAUGUGACGAGUGUACAGAAGUCAGUGUGUUUAAGGUGAGCCUGAAUGCGCUUGAUCCCGAAAACGACUUGGCUCGGGCAAUGAACCUGCUGGACCUUCACAUAAAGGCGAACAAGUCUCCUACCAUGCAGUCACCUCUUCACUCUGACCACGAGAACCCCGCCUUGGGUCCUUUCGCUAUGCCGAGAGACAAUGAAUUCUUUUGGGGACCAGCUGAUAAGGAAAUUACCGCGGUGCUGGAACGGUCAGCGUUGGAUAUUCAACAAGUCGUGUACUCGCUGCUAAGUGUUGGUCUUUGUGUCCCCAAGGUCAAGAAAACACUGGCUCAAGGCAGCGGGCUAGAUCUUCAAGGACUUCUCAAAGCUGAUCAUGGGCCGUUGUUUCGAGACCGCUUUAAUGCUCUCAUCUCGCAGCCUGUCCGCUCGGGGACAAAAAUAGCUCGAAUGUUGAUGGGGUUGCUGUCUGCGGUCCUGAUGAACCUGAUAUUCAAGCCGCGGUCGACGAGACCACAGUCGGUGACAGAACUGCUAUAUGAGAUGCUUUGCAGGAAUGUAUUGCAGAUGAAUGGUGUACAGAUUCUCCGCGACCUUCGCAGGAAGAACCUACAGUCUUUGGUCGAGAAUCCGAAUGGACAAUUUGCGGCCGCAAUCGCAGAACAGGCUGACAGCCUUGCUGAACAGCUGCUGGAGCUGCUUUACAGCAUGGUAACGGACGCUGCCAAUGCUGCAAACGGACUCGGGUCACAGGCCGAGAUGUUGCCGUGGAAGGAGAUCUUGGCCGGAACCUUCGCGACAUGUCUCAAACUCAAGGCAAGAAUGGGACUGUCUGAGCGCCUGUAUGAAUUAUAUAGCCCUUCGAUUGAUUCCACCACAGUGCCGACUUUGAUGGUUGACGAAUUGGGACGAACGCUGGACAACGUCGGUCAGAAAGUUGAGAUAUGCCUGAUGCCAGCUGUGGUGGAGUACAAGCCCGAGGAUCUUGGGAUGAAAAUGGAGAAUCUUCUCCUACUGCCGAACGAGGAGAUAUUCAUUGCAAGCUCUUCCGAGGACUCUAAAUCGAAGGGUAUUGUCGUUGCCCCUGCGAUCGUGGCUUUGAUUCCCUUCGCUAACGCGGAAUAA
Molecule: messenger RNA, 1707 nt
Organism: Exophiala aquamarina CBS 119918
Lineage: Eukaryota; Fungi; Ascomycota; Eurotiomycetes; Chaetothyriales; Herpotrichiellaceae
Exons: 3
Coding region: 1-1707 (568 amino acids)
Source: RefSeq, a predicted model, not a curated record